AUGGACUACCAAGUCACCGCCGGUAAGAAUAUGCUUCUGCUCGUUGAAGCUGGCACCAACACCCACGCCGUUGAAAACAUUGAAUGGAUUGAUAUGAACAAUGCCAUUGGCGGCGAAUACGACUGGGGUUUCUCUUCUAUCCCACAAACCCAUCUCGACAACCGGGAGAUUGUAUCGCCUGUCGGCAAAGGACUUGGGGGUGGCACAAUUAUCAAUGGAGGUGCCUGGGCCCGUGUUCACAAGGUCGACUAUGACAUCUGGGUAGAGAGGGUAGGCGACCAGAGAUGGAGCUAUGAAGGUCAGCUUCCGUAUAUGAAGAAGGCUGAGGCGCUUUUCGAUAACUUCACCAACCCUCUUUCGCACGGACACACUGGCCCUGUCAAAGUUCAGUCGCCUGGAUCUACGGGUCGUGUUUUCCCCCUACGUGAGCCUCUACUUGAGUCCUGGAAAGAGCUCGGCAUCGACGCACUCCCUCAACGGGACAACAAUGCCGGGAACAACCUUGGUGUUGCAGAUCUUCAGGAGAACAGGGAUCAGGGCGAACGUCAACUGGCCUCGCUCGUGUAUUCUCUCGGGGGGAUCACGAUCCUGACUGAUAGCUUGGUCGCCAAAGUCCUGGUUGAGAAGUACCCGGAAGAUGGCCGCCGCGUCGCUCGUGGGGUCAGGCUUGAGAAUGGAACUGAUGUGUUGGGACGAGAUACCAUUCUGUCCGCAGGGGCGUACCGCACGCCGCAGAUUCUGAUGCUUUCAUGUAUCGGUCCCGCCGAGACCUUGGAGAAGUUCGAUGUUCCCAUCCUUCUAGAUCAACCAGCGAUCGGCCAGAACUUCCAUGAUCAUGUUCUGAUGCCGACGAUUUGGCAGCUGAAGGACGCAUCUGCAGGGUACGCCAAGGAGUCCGGCAACCCUAUUUUUAAUCAGUCUCAAUACGUGCUAGGGGCUUUCAUCGAUUUCAUGACAGUCACUUCUCUCGAGAAAGAAGGUGUGGCUGCUGCUAUAACCGAAGACGAGGGAUCGGCCUCAGAUCCUUCUGUGCACCCCUUGCUGAAGCAAGAUUGCGCCCAUUCGUCUCACUUACUCCAGUACUCGAGGGUGUCGGCGGACGGCUCAGCCGUGUUGAUGAUUUCAGUCGCUUUCAUCAACUCUGCCCGAGGUUCUGUCACCAUUCAAUCCUCCGACAUCAAAGAUGCACCACUCAUCGAUCCCAACUUUCUGGGUCCCAACGUCGAUCGCUACGCCGCUCGAGAGACCGUCAGGCGUAACAUCAGGUUGCUGACGUCUAACGACACUAUUCUGGGAAGAGAGGUGGUGGCCGGCGAGUUGGCGGCAGAGCCGUUGACGGUGAACUCUACAGACGAACAAAUCGACGCUCGGGUGCGUGAGAUGGGAGGAGGAUGCUACCAUCCUGCAGGCACAGCCUCUAUGGGUACCGUUGUGGAUACAGACUUGCGCGUGAUUGGGGUGUCGGGUCUUUGCGUUAUCGAUACAUCUGUGUUUCCUGUGUCGGUUUCGGCCAACCUGCAAGUGGCUGUCUACGCUUUGGCUGAGCAAGCCGCAGAGAUCAUUGGUUCAACUAUGAAAAAGUGCUGA
This is a messenger RNA of Colletotrichum godetiae, 1587 nucleotides long. RefSeq names its product GMC oxidoreductase. The record is from RefSeq and is a predicted model, not a curated record. Bases 1 to 1587 code for a protein of 528 amino acids. The transcript has 4 exons. NCBI's taxonomy places the organism in Eukaryota, Fungi, Ascomycota, Sordariomycetes, Glomerellales, Glomerellaceae. Gene Ontology annotation, molecular function: oxidoreductase activity, acting on CH-OH group of donors; flavin adenine dinucleotide binding.